AAUAUAUUAUUGUCUUUGUUAGGUAUGGUAAUUAAUACGUAUUGUAUUACGUACCUAUACAGUCGAAGGCUGUAUGUAUAUAAUAAUACCAUACGAAGUGUUCAUUAUCGGUUGGUAGAUGGAUUCAGUGUAAAGUACGGAGCAUGGAGAAAUGAACAAUUUUUUAUGGCAUGUUGCUCCAAAAGGCUUAUUAAAAGUCAAAACUAAUUCUGCUUUGGAACGCUAUUAUUUUAAAAUGCAAAAGACCAAAUUACGAAUGAUAGCUGAAAAAUUAGAUAUAAUUGCAAGACGAGAAGAAAUCAAAUUAAUGAGAUGGCUCGUUAAAGGCAAAAUAGAAACAUGGGACAUAAGUGAUUCUCUCGAAAACACCCCCGUUAUACGCAAUAGACUAGAGGUAGAGAGAUUAUUGGAAUUAAACAAGAAGCCGUAUAAAAAACCUUAUCAGCAUCCAUGUACAAAAAGACUUGAAAGACAGAAUUUUAAGAAUCUUACGCCGGAAGUUGAACGAUGGGGUAUAAUAUUCAGGGAAGUGAAAUUCGGAGAAAGUUUUAAUGUCGAUCAUUACCACCAUGGUAGACUUUUAAAACGAAAAAUAAAAGAACAUAAGAUAGAAACUGGACUAUACUUGCGACGAUCAAACUUCCAACUCAAAUUAAAAGACGAAAACGCAGACGCAAUGAAAAAGAUUCCAGUAAGCUCCUUGUUGAAUUAA
Messenger RNA from Rhopalosiphum padi (bird cherry-oat aphid), 712 nucleotides. RefSeq lists its product as uncharacterized. The record is from RefSeq and is a predicted model, not a curated record. Bases 152 to 712 code for a protein of 186 amino acids. The transcript has 4 exons. NCBI's taxonomy places the organism in Eukaryota, Metazoa, Arthropoda, Insecta, Hemiptera, Aphididae.